AUUAUCGUGUAACCACGCUUUUCUACCAUCAAAAUGCCAAGGACCAAGCGGAACAGAGCGGUGAACAAGCACGAAGAGCGCGACGCAGCAAUAAAGACCUUCGAGAAACACGCACAGCUCCGUAUCGCCAAGAUAGAGCGCGACGCCCUGGCGGACCUCAAGGGUUUCGAGGCCUACUUCGAGGUUAUAGUUUCCCGCCUACCAGAGGGAAUUCGUCAGAUGACAUUAGGCGAGUUGAUUAACUGGGACAAUCGCGAUAAUCAGAAAGAGAAUUGCGAUGAGGUGAGCUCGUCGGUCAAGGAUCUUCACAUGCAACCACCCGCUGUCCCGAAGUCGAAAAAAGUGACAAAGGCCGCUAAACGUGCCGCCACUGCCGCAUCCGAUGACGGUUACGCGACCGAAAGUACCAGUGUGGGCAGUAUGUCACGGACUACUAAAGCACGAGCGACAUCAACUAUAAGGACGCGCAGUUUUACAAACAGAGUCAACCUUAGCGAAAUUAAUCAGAAAACUGCAACACCAGCGAUGUUGAAGCCUAUAGACAAUGUAUAUAAUGUGGUUACACCAAAGGUCAAACCUAACACACCAUUGAAUGUGCUGAGGCGCCCACGUCAAGGAGAGAUGGUUCUCAGCAUGCAGGGUAGCCCACUGUUGGUCUCUGCUGUUGUCGAGGAAAAGAUUGCUAAUAUUAAUGUACCUUUGGCUGAUGGCAAUCUAAUGUCCUUGUUGCCUCAAGAGGGAUUACGUAUGUCAAAUAUUCCUCCUCUAGAUCCUGAGACAGUACAACAAUUAAAGACUCUGAAGAAUCACAUUGAGAAAGUUAUUGCAUUCAAGUAGUAACAAACAUUUGUAAAUCUAGAGUACUAUAUAGUGUAAGAUAAUGAAUUAUACAUAUGUCGUAAAAUAUUUUUAUACUUUUA
Messenger RNA from Monomorium pharaonis (pharaoh ant), 920 nucleotides. It is a transcript of the gene borr, whose product is annotated as borealin. NCBI's taxonomy places the organism in Eukaryota, Metazoa, Arthropoda, Insecta, Hymenoptera, Formicidae. The coding region runs from base 34 to 837 and encodes 267 amino acids. The transcript has 2 exons. Gene Ontology annotation, biological process: mitotic sister chromatid segregation. Gene Ontology annotation, cellular component: chromosome passenger complex; chromosome, centromeric region; spindle midzone. The record is from RefSeq and is a predicted model, not a curated record.